AUGAUGCUUCUGAAGUCCGGUGGACAGCCUGACGUCGCUCAGGAAGACGGCGAAACCUGCUUGCACCUGGCAGCUCGCAAUGGCAAUAAGGAGAUAAUGAGGUUGUUGCUCAACGAGAAUGCGAAUCUACAAUUGAUGUCGAAUAGUGGUGAAACACCUCUGCACGUGGCCGCCAAGUGCUGUAACUACGAAGCCGCCCAGAUGAUCGUCACCCACAUGGCACAAACUCUUAGUCCUGAAGAAAUUCGCAAGUAUGUCAACAAGCGGACCAAUGACGGGUUUACAGCGGUUCACUACGCGGCUGAGAUCACUUCUGAACAACUACAUUUCCCCGGGGAGGAUGCCAAACUGAUGAACUUGCUAAUUGACUACGGUGGUCAGGUCGAUCUACAAUCGUUGAGCAGUAACGAGACGGCAAUGCACAUGGCCGCGCGAUCUGGAAACCAAGCAGUUCUCUUGGCCAUGGUGAACAAAAUCGGUGCGGGAACGGUGCAAAUUGUGCAGAACAAGCAGAGCAAGGUGGACUCUUCGAGGCUCACUUAUCUUCUUCUAUCUUAUUCUAGUGCCAUCAAUUACGAUCCUUUACAGAACGGCUGGUCACCACUUUUGGAGGCGUGCUCCAGAGGCCAUACCGGUGUGGCGCAGAUUCUUCUACAACAUCACGCUCGAAUUGAUGUAUUCGACGACAAUGGACGGACUGCUCUACAUCUUGCCGCCCUCAAUGGUCAUCUGCAGCUUGUUCAUCUACUGCUUCAACAUAAAGCCUUCGUUAACAGCAAAUCCAAGACGGGAGAAGCUCCACUACAUCUAGCAGCCCAGAACGGCCAUGUUAGAGUCGUGAACGUAUUGGUACAGGACCAUGGGGCCAGUCUUGAAGCAAUCACUCUUGACAACCAGACAGCAUUGCAUUUUUCCGCCAAAUACGGUCAGCUCGUUGUCAGCCAGACGCUGCUCGCCCUUGGGGCAAAUCCUAAUGCCCGCGACGACAAAGGACAAACACCUCUGCAUUUGGCCGCCGAGAUGAAGCAGAACAAUCGCGGAGUACUUACUGCGAUAGAUCACAAUGGAUUCACAUGUGCACAUAUCGCUGCUAUGAAGGGCUCACUCGCUGUGGUGAAGGAGUUGAUGAUGAUUGACAAGGCCAUGGUGAUUCAGGCAAAAACGAAAACGCUUGAGGUAGGCCUAUUCCACCAAUUAUGA
Molecule: messenger RNA, 1200 nt
Organism: Haemonchus placei
Lineage: Eukaryota; Metazoa; Nematoda; Chromadorea; Rhabditida; Trichostrongylidae
Source: the annotation of a GenBank genome assembly